Camelina sativa (false flax) is the source of this 1159-nucleotide messenger RNA. RefSeq lists its product as uncharacterized. The record is from RefSeq and is a predicted model, not a curated record. Lineage: Eukaryota; Viridiplantae; Streptophyta; Magnoliopsida; Brassicales; Brassicaceae.
UGAAAACUUCUCUCUGAGAGCGACGAAGAAGACGACUUUCUGAAAACACCGUUUCAAUAAUUUUCUCUUGGCCGGCGUCGCCUCCGGCGUCGGCCAUACUUUCGUUUUCUUUUUGUUUUUUGCAAUUUCUCAUUCUCCACAUUAAAUUUUAUUCAGAUUCAGAGUUCUUCUUAUAAAUUUUCUUCACUCUAAAUUCAUGAAGAGACUCUUGAUAUUGACGAAGCACAGAGAUGGGUUUCACCGAAAAUUCAAUCCAUGGUGCCCACCUCAUAUAUAUUAUCCUAAUUUAUUAUUGAAUCAUUCCACCCACAACCAUAUAAAUUUGGUUUCGACUUCAGUGAGUCAUGUUGCAAAGCCACUUCCAGAAACCUUGAAGAUGGACCAGAAGCCUUCUCGUCGAUGGUAUCGUAACCGCAAAAAAACACUCUGGCUUGGUAGAUCUGGUAUUCUCUCUUCCAUAGUUAUGCGAUUAUGUUGUCUCGUCGUAGCCAUUUAUCUCUCUUGUAGAGCGCUUUUCCGGUGUACACAGUUGUAUUAUUGCCAGCGUUUUGUCUCCGAUUGCAUCUCAUCUUCUUCUUCUUGUAACCAAUCAUUGAUCAUUGGCUCAAGAACGAAGCGGCGUGUUCGGCAGUUGUCAUUCCCCUCCAUCAAAUGGUAUGGAGAUGUAAUUUGGAUUUUUGAUCCUGGAAUCAUUGGGGAUUGGAUUGACAACGCAGGCGAGUUUAAGAGAUGUUUAUUGCAGACAUCGGUUCAUAGGACCGGUUUGAGACAGUGGCUAAGGAUAUGGUGGAAAGAGAUCAUGUUGAUUUUGAUUUUACUAUUAGUCCUCGGCAAUUUCAAUGCGUGUCUUUGGAGAUGUCUACAUGGAACAAGAUUCAAAAGAUGGUACUCAUCAUCUCAUCAAGCAUGGGCAUUAGUUAUAACCAAGAAAGAUGUCAUCUCCUAUGUCUGGAGAUGUUUUGUUGGGAUGCGAUGUAACGGAUGGAUCGCAACCAUUGAUCAUUUCAAAGUAUAUUGGAGUUUCGUCAAAAGAAUGAUAGCCAAACAAGAUGAUCAUGUCGGAUUAAGGAAGAAGGCGAAUAAAGAAGAUAAUAGAUUAUCAAAUCUAUUAGCGUGUAAGGCUUAUGAAAGAAAGCGGUGUUUUAAUUCUCUUGUUUGA